AUGAGGAGAAUCAAAAUUACGAUUGCCGAAUUUACGUGAGGGGACAUGUCUCGGGUUCAAGAUACACCGGCACGAUCUAAUGGAAGAAUUGGAUCAAUCGACCGUGGUUACCGACUCAAAUAUGGAUCGACAGUACAAUAAAGCCGUAGAGCCAGCAGCAUGCAGAGACAAAAGUGGUGUCACGACUGAAUAUAUCCGGCUUUCGUGACCUAAUAGGCCUUCAUCUUCGUCCUGGACUGAUACUCACUCACAUGAUGCUACACUGCCUAUAUUAACAGGUACGUAACUAGCAUAAUGGCGGCAGUGUCAAUUUCCCGGGUGUCCUUCGAGCAUCACCGCACGGCUCUGGGUAUCGGCGAGGCCAGUCCGCGCAUAUCGUGGCGAUUCGAGGGGAGCUCUCCAAACUGGACGCAGAGCGGAUACAGUCUCGAGCUGUCUCGGCAGUCCCAGGUUCAGCUAUUUCAUUAUAACUCCUCCGAUUCUAUUCUCGUGCCAUGGCCUACGGUAUCACUAUCAUCGGCGGAGUCUGCGACGGUUCGGGUGAGGGCUUACGGCGAAGGAAACCAGACCGAUACUCCCUGGUCAGAUCCUUUCACUGUCGAAACGGGACUCCUAGCCCAAGAGGACUGGUCAGGUGCGGUGAUGAUAGCUGCCGACAAAGAGACCGAACAAAAUGCCCCGCAUCAGCCUGUGCUACUUCGUAAGGAAUUUUCGGUGGGGGGCGGCGUAAAGAAAGCUAGGCUGUAUAUUACCGCGGAUGGUUUAUAUGAAGCCUGGAUAAACGGCAAGAGAGUCGGCGAUCAUGUGCUUGCUCCGGGCUGGCAAUCGUAUAAGUAUCGGCAUGAAUAUAACACCUACGACGUCACUGACUUGCUCCUCGCCGGGGAUAAUGCGUUUGGGAUUCACGUCGGCGAAGGAUGGUAUUCCGGUAGACUUGGGUAUAAUGGAGGCGUUCGGAAUAUUUGGGGGGAUACUCUUGGCGCCAUGGCCUUGCUAGUCAUCACCUCAUCGAACGGAACGACGACGAAGAUCAUAACGGACAAAUCCUGGAGCGCGAGUACGGGAGCGUUAAUCACAUCCGAGAUUUAUAAUGGCGAGAACUACGACUCGAGGUUGGUGCAGCACGGUUGGUCAGCCCCUAAGUUUACACCGAACACGACGGCAAGCUGGAUCGGUACGAAAGAACUCGAGACCCCUUAUGGUCAAUUAGCUGCUCCGGAUGGCCCCCCUAUUCGCCGUGUCGAAACGGUCGAAUUGAAAGAAGUACUCACGAGUCCGAGUAACAAGACCAUCUUGGACUUCGGCCAGAACUUGGUAGGAUGGCUUAAGUUGAACGUCGCGGGCCCGGAGGGGACUACGAUCAAGCUAGUCCACGUCGAAGUACUCCAAGACGGGGAGAUUGCCACUCGACCUCUUAGGAACGCAACCCAGACCGACUACGUCACACUUUCCGGCAAGGGUACGGAGACCUGGGAACCGACAUUCACAUAUCAUGGAUUCCGCUUCGUCGAGGUAGAUGGCUGGCCGGACGAUACCCCAUUAGAUAGCAAAUCCGUUACGGCGAUAGUCGUUCAUUCCGAUCUGGAAGAAACAGGAUCCUUCGAAUGCUCAAACGGACUGUUAAAUAAGCUACAUGAGAAUGUUCGCUGGAGUAUGAAAGGCAACUUCAUGAGCAUCCCGACCGAUUGUCCGCAGCGAGACGAGCGACUAGGUUGGACGGGAGAUGCUCACGCAUUUUCGCCGGCGGCCAAUUUCCUUAUGGAAACAUCUGGCUUCUGGCGAGCUUGGUUGAAGGACUUCCGCUCCGAACAAGUAAAUGGCGUACCUCCGGUAGUCAUCCCAGAUGUACCUGCAGCGGGGCCUCCGAUGGCGACAGCGAUUUGGGGAGACGCUAUCGUUGCGGUACCCUGGAACUUAUACCACACUUCCGGAGAUCUGGCUCUCCUGAAAGAGCAGUUAGUCGGUGCGAAGGCAUGGAUCGACGAAGGCAUCCAACGCAACGAGGUAGGCUUAUGGAACACGUCCACCUUUCAAUUCGGGGACUGGCUCGAUCCCAAGGCUCCCAAUGACGAACCAGGAGACGCAACGACAAAUUCGUCGUAUGUCGCUGACGCAUAUCUUAUUUAUGUGACCGGGUUGGUUUCCCAAAUGUCGUCCGAGCUUGGUCUUGUGGACGACAAAUCCCACUACGCACAAUCCGUGGCGGACCUCACAACUGCCUUCUGGCAGGCGUGGCCUAAUGGUUCGAUUAACGAGACGCAGACGGGUUAUGUGCUACCUCUUUAUUUCGAUCUUUACAGCAGUGGUGCCGAGGCGAACGCCGCAGCUGGUCGACUGGAGAGCAUCAUCGCCGGGAAUAAUUACCUGGUCGGAACAGGAUUUGCCGGAACCCACCUACUCGGGUUGACUCUCACCAAAUAUAAUCUAAGCGACGCGUUCUACAACAUGAUACUCCAAACGGCGGUCCCUUCGUGGCUUUACCAAGUCACAAUGAACGCGACUACCACGUGGGAGAGGUGGGACUCUAUGGAGCCAGACGGAACGUUAAACCCGGGAGAGAUGACAUCGUUUAACCAUUACGCCGUCGGGUCGGUGGCGAACUGGAUGCAUUCCACAAUUGGCGGCUUAGCGCCUGCAGAGCCAGGUUGGAAAACGGCAGAGAUUGCUCCAUAUCCAGGCGGUAACCUGACGUCGGCAAAGGCCAGCUACCUAAGCCCGUAUGGUUUAUUCAAAACCGACUGGACUGUUGACGAUACCGGAUUUCAUGUGACCGUCGAUAUUCCGCCCAACGCAAAUGCCGAAGUGACAUUGCCGGGGAGCAAGAAGACUUUACAACUGGGCAGCGGGAGUUACAAACUGUCGGAUCCGGAAUUUCAUUACUAAAUAGCGUUGUUGUAGCGAUGAUAGUCAUGAUGGUGAAAAUAAUCGAUUCUUAAGUUUUAUUGUGAGGGUCGGAUCGGAUAUGUGCAUUUGGGAGGUCACGUGACAGCCCUUUCGGAGGUCCGAACUCAAACGGCUAAUUUAAUCUACCACCGUAUAAUACAAUCAAUCUAUUCCUCCUUUUCGCCAACUUU
Molecule: messenger RNA, 3074 nt
Organism: Annulohypoxylon truncatum
Lineage: Eukaryota; Fungi; Ascomycota; Sordariomycetes; Xylariales; Hypoxylaceae
Product: glycoside hydrolase family 78 protein
Exons: 3
Coding region: 295-2883 (862 amino acids)
Biological process (GO): carbohydrate metabolic process
Source: RefSeq, a predicted model, not a curated record